GCCCCCGCCGCGGCUCGCUGGUGGGCCGCGCCGCGCGCCGCACGGGAUGGCAGAGCCCGUCGGGGGCACGGCCGGCCUUGGCGGCUCCGACGCCGAGGAGCCGCCGCCAAUCCCCCCUCCCCGUGGUGCUUGUGCUGCGCGGCAGACGGCGGGGAGACGCGACAAGCGCUGGCCGAAGCCUUCGACGUCCCACCGCCCGAGGUGGUCAGGGUCGGGGAGCAGUUCACGGUCACGGUCAGCAGGCGCAAGGGCGAGCCCUUCGGCUUGGAGUUGGACCUCCUAGACGGCAGGACCGCGCAGAUUCUCGAGAUCCGGGCGGGCGGCGCCGUGGGCCGCCACAGCACCAGGGAGCUACCCUCGCGCCGAGUGCAGCCUGGCGACUUCAUCGUCAGCGCGAACGGCGUAGAAGGGGAUUCGCAGCUGUUGCUGCAGGCCCUGAAGGCCCGGGAGGUCGCCACAGUCGGGAUCUCGAGGCCCGUUCCUUUCAGGGUGACCGUCCAGAGGGCGUCCAGGGCAGAGGGGUUCGGGGUAGUUCUCAAGAGCGCUGCGCGCAGCGGGAGAUUUUCUCUGGUCGUAGAGGAGAUUCGGUCAGGCCCAGUGGCGGAAUGGAACGAGGAGCACCCCGAGGUUGCCGUGCGGCGACUGGACAGGAUCGUUGAGGUGAACGGUGUCGAGCACAAUACUGCGCAGAUGCUGCGAAGCUUCGAGGAGGAGUUGAGCUUGGCGCUCUGCGUGGUGAGGCCUCUGGACGGAGACCACGGGUCAAGAGAAGAAGCUUAUGCUUCAUGA
Molecule: messenger RNA, 789 nt
Organism: Prorocentrum cordatum
Lineage: Eukaryota; Dinophyceae; Prorocentrales; Prorocentraceae
Source: the annotation of a GenBank genome assembly